AUGGAAGGCCUGUCUGCCGCCGCGAGCAGUAUCGCCGUAGUGUCUCUUGCCGUUCAGCUGGCUGACAGCGUUAAGAAGCUAUGUAACUUUUGGGAAUCCAUCAAAGAAGCGCCAUCAGACAUAAAGGAAAUAUCUACAGACUUGGAACUGCUGUCGGGCGUUCUUACCGACAUAGCUUGCGAGGCACAACACGUGGGGCCUAACGCGACGCUCUUAGCCUCCUUGGAUGCUUGUUCUUUCAAGGUCAAAAGACUCGUCACACUCCUCAACGAGAUUGAACCGGGUUUCGCUUCAACGAGCUCGCGUGUUCGCAAAUGGACCGCUUUCAAGGCCGUAUUGAAGUCUGGGAAAUUGACGAAACUUCAGGAAGCCUUAGAGAGGUUGAACGGCACCUUAUUGCUAGUGCAACAGAAUCAGAACAGUCGCUUGGGUCGAAAUCGACAUAUCACUUUAGAACAGAGCCUGGUCACCAUUACCCAAGGUAUUCCCGAUAUAAGCAUGCAACAGCAUUCACAGAUAGCCGGAAGACUUCCAGGUACAGCCUCGGCUCUUUCGAACCAUUCUGCUCUUCGUGCAGAAGAAAGGCAUGUUACGGACGACUCUGCAGGUGGUUUGUAUCUUGUUCCGGGCGAGAAGCAAGGCUUCAGCGGACCUUGGAGUGCACGACCAAAGCAGGCAAAAAUCAAACGGAAUUUGAGAGGGCCAGAAUCUGCCACAGGAUGCUUCCUUGGCACUAUCCGCGCAACCUCAAGUAUAACGCUUUCCACAACAAGGGAAGCAGAUAGUGUCACAUCCUGCCGCGACACGAAUCAAGAAGAAUAUGAGACGUCGUACAUGAUUUCUCCAGCUCCAUGGCUGAUGCGUCUUGGUAUCCAUUAUGUAUACUGUGAAGGCGACGUUAGUCUGGUACUCGAAAGGGGGCCAGACCUCCAUCAACUCGGCCUCGACAAUGACUACACACCGUACAAAGAAUCACCAACGUCUAUCGCAAUGUACUCUUCAUGGGCAUUUUCGUAUUGGCUGCGCGGAUUCGUCAGUCAUGGGGUGGAUCUUGAGAACUUCGUAGAUCAAGAACUGGAGCGAUACCCUAUGGUGCACGCUGGCUGGGGGGGAACUCUGCAUAAAUUACUCGCACAUGAUCAUCGACCUGGUCUUCAUCUUGCAAAAUUUUGGACUUGCAGCGAUUGCAAUGAAUAUAUCCGGAGUCUCAGAGUGCAACCUCAUUGGACACAUUUUCUCGAAGAUUUCAAGCUAGGGCUACACCGUGACAGUACGGCCCUCCCUAUUUCGAGAUUGGGGGAAGAGGAAAUUACGAACCUCGACACUAGAAGGGACGCUGUUGGUACUGCUGGAGAUGCUGCCAUUGUUGACCACGACGAGCUCCCGCCCAAACCUAAAUUGAAAGAAGACCCUGGUGAAAACCAUACGACGAUGGCAACUCGACCUACUUGCAGGUAUUUCAGAGACGAAGUGGUCUGUAUGGACUGUUGGCUUUACUAUGAACGGACUGGGACACGCUAUCAACCAAGCAACGACGAGAACGAGUCGGAGAACAAGUCCUCUUCCUCCCAAGGUGACUCUUCAGAAGAUGGGUUUUCUCCAUUCCAUAUCCACUCCUGGAAAGCGUUUAGGUUUCAAGGCAUGUACAGCAAGAAGACUUACCCCCAGAUUGAACGCUGGAAGGUUGAUCUGGGCCGAUGGUCAUCUGGACAGGGGAUGUAUGUCUUCGAAUUAUGUAGUAUCUUCUUCAUAAAAGAAAUGAUGUGA
This is a messenger RNA of Letharia lupina, 1767 nucleotides long. RefSeq lists its product as uncharacterized. The coding region runs from base 1 to 1767 and encodes 588 amino acids. Lineage: Eukaryota; Fungi; Ascomycota; Lecanoromycetes; Lecanorales; Parmeliaceae. The transcript is spliced from 3 exons. The record is from RefSeq and is a predicted model, not a curated record.